Exophiala aquamarina CBS 119918 is the source of this 960-nucleotide messenger RNA. RefSeq lists its product as uncharacterized. The record is from RefSeq and is a predicted model, not a curated record. Gene Ontology annotation, cellular component: cytosol. Gene Ontology annotation, molecular function: oxidoreductase activity. The coding region runs from base 1 to 960 and encodes 319 amino acids. Lineage: Eukaryota; Fungi; Ascomycota; Eurotiomycetes; Chaetothyriales; Herpotrichiellaceae. The transcript has a single exon.
AUGUCUUCCCAGUCCAUAAAAGUAGUAUUUGGCACUGCCUCAGUGGGCAAUCGCGACCCAUUUUCCAAGCCUGAGGAUCUUGAAAACGUGUAUUCCAUCAUCCUCAAGCACGGCGUAAAGACCCUCGACACCGCUCAACUUUACGGCAACUCUCAGGCCACUUUGGGCGCUACCAAGGCCGGUGAGAAAUUCACCAUCGAUACCAAGUGGGUUGGUGGAUUCUCCCAACCCGGCUGGUCAACUCGUGAGAAUAUCGUCAAGACUGGUAAAGACAGCCUCGAGAAAUUGGGCGUCAAGCAAGUCGACAUCUUCUACCUCCACAGCCCCGACGCGGCGACUGAUAUCAAAGAAACACUCGCCGGUGUUCAGGAGAUUUAUCAACUUGGACUGUUCAAGCGUUUUGGCUUGAGUAACUACACUGCCGAGGACGUGCAGAAAGUCUACGAUCAUGCCAAGGAGCAAGGCUACGUUUUGCCCACCGUCUACCAGGGAAACUACUCUCCAGCUGCUCGCAAACAAGAAGCAGUACUGUUCCCAACUCUCCGCAGGCUGGGUAUUGCCUUCUACGCAUAUAGUCCUCUGGCCGGUGGAUUCUUAACCAAGACCGCACAGCAGAUUAAAGAUGGGGCCGGCCGCUUCAGCGAGGACGCUUUAGGUGGCAUGUACAGGAGGAUGUAUGCCAAACCAGCACUCUUGAACGCACUAGAAAAAUGGGCUGCAAUUGCUGAGGAGGAGGGUGCCACAAAGGCAGAGCUAGCAUACCGCUGGGUCGCUUACAACAGUCCUCUGAAGAAAGAAAAUGGCGAUGCUAUCAUUGUCGGUGCAAGCAGUCACGAGCAAAUUGAGCAGACAUUGUCCGGGAUUGAGAAGGGAAAGUUGAGUGACAAAGCUGUUCAAGGAAUCGAUGAGAUUUGGGAGGAGAUCAAACACGAGGCACCACUGGACAACUUUGCUGGCUGA